Kwoniella shivajii is the source of this 1305-nucleotide messenger RNA. RefSeq lists its product as uncharacterized. NCBI's taxonomy places the organism in Eukaryota, Fungi, Basidiomycota, Tremellomycetes, Tremellales, Cryptococcaceae. Bases 1 to 1305 code for a protein of 434 amino acids. The transcript is spliced from 6 exons. The record is from RefSeq and is a predicted model, not a curated record.
AUGCAUCAACCUGAUUUACUCAAUCUCCAACAAGAGAGUGGUCCACCCAAAUGGGCUCCACAUAUGAACUACCCAUAUGGAGCGGUGGUGUUCUAUGCAGGUACGUACUGGAGGAGUGAAGGGAAUCACACAUCAAGAAAUGAACCGGAAGGUGCUCCUACAAACAACCUCAGUCUCUGGACACCAGUCGGGUCAAGUGGUGGAUAUCCCACUCACACACAACAACAGCAACAGCAACAGCAACAAUACCAAGCUCAAUCUUCCUACUUCCCUCAACAACAUCUGCAGCAACAAUCAUACAGUCCUCAACAAGGAUAUUAUGGUCAAAGCCAACCACCAUCAUAUUCUCCUCACUCACCAGCGCAAGCACCAGGAUACCCUCAACAAGGAUAUCACGCAUCGUCAUCAUCGUCAUCCAACCUGUAUGCUGCCUCACCUCAGUAUUCAAAUCACCAAUCAUCGUCGAGCUCAUCAUCCGAGAAAAAUGAUACACCUUCAUCAGGAGAGACCGUGACCAACGAGAAAGGGCUAUCUUCAAGUACUUCUUUCUUCUCUGAAAAGGCAAAUGAAUCUCUGAGAUAUCUAACGAUGAAGAAGGAAAGUAACGAUGUGAACGACAAAGAUGAGCUGAAACAUGAGUUGAAAGGAAGGAGAAUUUGGAGAACGGGUGGUAUCGGAGUUUGGGCAUAUUCAGAGAACGCAAAAGAAGAAGAGCUGAAAAAGAAACUAUGGAAAGAUUGGUCAGAUGAUCAUGACGCGAAGGAUUGGGCUAAGAUCGCAAAGGAAAGGAAGGAUUUCUACGAGAAGGAAUCUAAAGGUGUGAAGCCACUGUUCACGUGGAAAUUGGUUGAAAAAGGUCAAAGACUACCUAGUGAUGCUUUGCCUAUCGGUCAUGAACAGGAUGGAGCGGUUUUGUACGCUGCUAGAUCGUGGUGGGAAGGCGGUAUCCACCUAGGCAAAGCUGGUCAUCAUCUCAAUUCAGGAGCAUCCAUCUCGUACGGUGGCGCAGAGAUCACUUUGGACACAUACGAAAUUCUUUGUGGACCUAUCAAUGAGCCAUAUCUGGUUAAGUGGAUGAGUUACCGACACGGCGAGGUAGCCACUGUACAAGGUUGGCAACCGAUCGAGGGUGGAAGAGAGAAGGAUGGAACAGCGCUGCUAUUGGCCAAAGGCGAUUACGAGAAUGGCCAACAUCCAGGCAAAUGCCUUAUCAACGAUGAUCACGCUUGUGUUGGAUACGGAGGUGGCGAACUUUGGGUUCGACCAUUUUCAAUCCUUGCAUAUGCUAAUCCUGAUCGACGGUAG